Messenger RNA from Schistocerca americana (American grasshopper), 3127 nucleotides. Its product is annotated as sodium/potassium-transporting ATPase subunit beta-2-like. Gene Ontology annotation, cellular component: sodium:potassium-exchanging ATPase complex. The transcript has 7 exons. Gene Ontology annotation, molecular function: ATPase activator activity. The record is from RefSeq and is a predicted model, not a curated record. Lineage: Eukaryota; Metazoa; Arthropoda; Insecta; Orthoptera; Acrididae. The coding region runs from base 53 to 1033 and encodes 326 amino acids. Gene Ontology annotation, biological process: potassium ion import across plasma membrane; sodium ion export across plasma membrane; intracellular sodium ion homeostasis.
GCGGCGCGCCCGCAGCGCUCAGUCCACGCCGAGACGCGGUCGCGCGAGCACCAUGGCGCCCACCACCACAGUCACCACCACCGUCGCCAACAAUGACGAGGAUCCCUUCCCGUACAUGCGGCCCAGCGCGCUCGGCAAGUGGGAGUCUUUCAAGCUCGAGAUCUGGAACCCGUCCACCAAGCAGUUCCUCGGCAGGACCGCCAAGAGUUGGGGUGGUAUCGUACUGUUUUACCUGAUCUUCUAUGCUGCACUGGCUGCAUUUUUUGCAGUCUGCAUGCAGGGACUCCUUUACUGCCUAGAUGAUCACUCACCAAAAUGGCAAGGCAGCCAGUCUCUAAUUGGAACCAAUCCAGGAAUGGGCUUCAGACCAAUGUCAAGGGACAUUGAACAAGCUGGCUCACUUAUCUGGUACACAGCCAACAAUCAGACUAAUGUAGAUUAUUGGGUAGAAAUUCUAAAUGAAUUCAGUGCACCUUACUACAAUGAAACUUUGAAGCAGACACUAAUGCACUGUGACUAUGAUCGUCCUAUUAUGGAUAAAAAAGGCUGCAUUGUGGAUACCAGUACAUGGGGAGACUGUAGAGCUGAAAUGGGAUACAGCUACAAUCGUUCACGUCCAUGUUUCUUCAUUAAGCUUAAUAAGAUAUAUGGCUGGACACCAGAAUUUUACAAAUAUGAUUAUGAACUUCCAGAGCAGAUGCCAAAUGACUUGAAACAGCACAUAAAAAAUAUUAACAAGACUGACCCAAAGCAGUUAAAUACAAUAUGGGUAUCAUGUAGAGGUGAAAAUCCAGCAGAUAUGGAAACCAUUGGGCCCGUUAAAUACGUGAGUGGCUAUGGAUUGCCUGGGUAUUAUUUUCCCUUUAAAAAUCAGGAGAACUAUCUUACCCCUGUUAUUGCAAUCCAGCUUACAAAUGCAACAAAACAUGUGUUGAUUAAUGUUGAAUGCAGAGCCUGGGCAAAGAAUAUCAUUUACUCUAAAGUGAAAGGUGAACGAGAAGGUUCAAUGCAUUUAGAACUGAUGAUGGACUAGCACCGUCUCCAGUACGGCUAUAGCAAGUUUGUGCCUAUUUUCUGCAGUUUUUGGUCCACUGAGAAGAUAUGUGCCAUUGUUUUCUGUAGUGGCAGAAGUCAAAACAAAUCUGCCAUGAAGAUAUAAUGAGGACUGCUUUAUCUGUGCUUUAACAAUAGGUAUUUCUGUGAGAGUAAUCAAGUUAGAAGUGUUGAAAAGUGCAUUUUUAGUGGGGAAAAUCAAAAACUCAUGAAUGAACCUGAUAUAUUGACGUUUUUUGUGUUUCCCACAAGGAAUUCCAGUCAUAAAAGAGAAUUAAAAUUAUAUUUAUACUGAGUAUAUCAUAAUUUUUUCGCUUCUAUGUUUUAACUGUUCACAUGUUCGUGAAAAUAAUUAACAGAUUUAAACAUGAUUGGAGAAGGCUAUUUAAAUGAAACACAAAUGUUUAGAAAUCAGCAGUACAAAUUUGUGGCUAUUAUUGAGGACUGCACAAAAUUGUCAGGGGCAGGUCUAUGUGAGAAAAAAUAUGUUUGUGUGAUAUUUAAGAAAAAAAAGUAGAUGAUAAUUUAAUACAUAGACACGUAUUGCCUUUUAUUUGCAUGCUAAGUGUAUAUAUUUGAAAUAUAUUAUAAAACUGUGAAGUAAAUAAUUUGUUAAGUUGUUUUAUUACAUCAGUAUUAAAUAAAAACCUGUAAAACCUGAAAACAAAAUUCAAAUAUGUUCUAUAUUAUCAGAAAAGAAAUUCCAGUAUAUACAGAUAAGAACAAAAAAAAUGAAGUGUUUUCAUUAUCAAUCUUGAAUGAUGUGUUGAAACAGAGAUUGCAAACUGUUUUUUCUUCUUUCAUUGAAUGAAAUGACUAAUGACAAUACAAAACUCACUUAUUUGACCACAUUUCAGUUUUAAUUUCCAUUUGGUAUCCACAAUCAUGAAGUAAUAAAAAAAUGUUUGUAUGUUGAAUAUCAUAUAGCAAACAUGGCAUCAGAGCAUUGUUACUGUUAAACAGAUCAAUUUAAAUUCUCAGAAUAAAGUGUUAGACUUAUUGUGAGACCUCGUCAGGUCAUAAUGAACAACUUUAAUGAGGGAGUUCUGUGCUAAUGCAAUAACAUUAAAUCAGCAUCAUAACACAAUAGCUUCAAUGGAACCUGGUUACACCAUUGCUCAUUAAAUAUAAAGUGAAAUGCAAACUAUGUAUUAAAUCAUAGAGGAGCAAAGAGAUCAGUUCUUUGCCUUGAUUUUCAGUUGUUUCUCUUAUUUAUGGGUUUUAAAGAGUAGUUCUAAGCCUUGUUUUUUUAAAUUUCUGUUCAUAAUGAUAAUGAAAGAGUAAAAAAUAAGCAAGUGAAGCUGAAGCAAAGGGAUUCAUUCCCGUUCUGGAGUAUCACUGCAGCCAACAGAGGAAGGGAAAAUUUUGAAGACAAUGAUGACUCCCAGUUUUUAUAACAGAAGACGUACCUUACACUACUGCACACGAGGAAAGUAAUUUGUACACUAAAUUGCAUCAUAUUUUGGGUAAAAUCUGAACACCUGAAGUGCAUUCUUCAGUCAGUCCUACAAAUUUUCUGUCACCACUUCUUUUGCAUCUGGCAAUGAUUAUUAAUGUGGUAAAUUCUAAGUUACAUUGUAGUUCAGAAUCCGCAUACACUGUAGCUUUCCAUUUAAGUUGAGGGAUGAAUCAGUUGAAAGGUUGAAAAAGCAGAGACUUACUAUUUCAAGUAGGACUGUUCUAUAGCAAGGAAGUCUUGUUUAAACCAACCUUCAAUCUGAUGACAGCAUUAGAUUUUAUGUUUAUCACAAACACAAAAUUAAACAGACAAUACAGUUUUGCUUCACAAUGUAGCCUUUAAAGUCAGAUAUUAUCUUGCAAAUAUGCAUACAGCAAAAACUAAUUUUGCUAGCUUUUUGCAUUACAUUUUGGUCAACAAAAGUUUUACUUGCAAUUUCACUCACUUUGUGAUUUAAUUUUGUAAUGUAAUUUUAAAUGUGUGCACCAAUACGAGACAAAGAAUGUUAAACGUGAUGCUCACAUAGAUUCAUAAAAUUAUAAAAUUCAAUAUAUUUUCAUUUUUAAGGAGCUGUAUACCAAGGAAAAUUUAAAUAAAUCUUUUACAAAAAUCAUA